AUGUUAUGUAUGCCGCCAUAUUGUAUGUGGACACAGUGAUGAUUGUUGUUUGAUGUGUGCAAGUUUUUAUGUAUUAUUCUAAAUCUAUUUGACACGACGCACAAUUUUAUCGAUAAUAUGCGCGCAUUAUGUAUGCAUUCCGUCUUGUUCGUGUCGUAGACUUUGGGUGGUGCUUUAGAGAAUUACUAAGAUUGCAACCUAAAUUGACAUUUAAUAGCGAUUAAUGUUUUUAUUAGUGUGAGGUAUGGCGUGUCUGAAUAAUUUGAAACAAGAUAUUAAAACUUUAGAGAGCCUUUUCCCAAAAGGACACGAAAUGUUUCAAGUCACAGCUGCGUCAGUUGACGAAUUAACUUGUAGAUUUAUAAGUCGCAAUGGAAAAAAGUAUGAAAUUCACGCUAACCUGACAGAAACUUAUCCAUCUACACCUCCUGUGUGGUUUGCUGAAACUGAAGAUCCAUGUAUUACCAGUGCUGUCCAAAUUCUAACAAAUACCUCUGGAAGAGAUAAUCUGGUUCUCCAACAAGUAAAGCUUUUGCUUCGUGAACUUUGUAGGCUGCAUAAUCUUCAAGAACCUAUGGAGUUAAAUCAUUUACAAUCCACUGUUGUUGCUCCUGUUUCUAUAUCUGAAGAUGAGCUAGAAAGUAACUCUGAAGAUGAUGAAGAGACAGAAGAGGAUAUUCACAUUGAAAUGGAAGAAGAUACUAGUCCUGAAAAAGGUAAAGACGAAGGGAUCAGCAGUGAACACACAGCCACUCUUGAGAGGCUACGCCAAAACCAACGCCAGGACUACCUCAGGGGAUCUGUUUCUGGAUCUGUACAAGCAACAGAUCGUUUAAUGAAAGAACUACGGGAAGUCUAUCGUUCGGAAAGUUUUAAGAAAGGUGUAUUCACAGUGGAGCUUGUGAAUGACAGCCUUUAUGAAUGGAAUGUAAAACUACUAAAGGUGGACCCAGAUAGCCCUCUUCAUAAUGAUUUAACAUUAUUGAAAGACAAAGAAGGGAAAGAUUGCAUUUUGUUAAAUAUGCUAUUCAAGGAAUCAUAUCCCUUUGAACCUCCUUUUAUUCGAGUUGUCCACCCAAUGAUAACUGGAGGUUAUGUCCUUGGAGGUGGUGCUAUUUGUAUGGAAUUGCUCACUAAACAGGGUUGGAGUAGUGCCUACACUGUCGAAGCUAUUAUUCUUCAAAUUGCUGCAACUUUGGUUAAGGGCAAAGCUCGUAUUCAAUUUGGUGGAAAUAAGAGUCAGUACAGUUUAGCGAGAGCACAGCAAUCCUUUAAAUCUUUAGUACAAAUCCAUGAAAAGAAUGGUUGGUUUACUCCUCCAAAAGAAGAUGGUUGAAAUCGGAUGAUUGCAUAUGAUUUAGGACUUUUUUUGUAACAUGCAACUUUAGCAUUAGUCCUUCUGUUUGACAUCUUUUUUAAUAUCGAGGACUGUUGAGUGCUUAUCCUAACAAGAUAUUGUCAUCUCCAUCUGUCAUGAUAAGCAAACUCUGAUGCUCUGACUGUAGUUUGCAAUAAUGUGGUACUAAGUAGAAGAGAUGAACAUUUUUUUCUAAGAAAUACAUAGAUGAAGCAAAAAAAGCCAGUAUGAAAAAUUCCUGUUUUGCCACUAAAUUGUCUCCUUUUUAUUUUAUUUUCUUGUUGUAAUAUGCCAAUUAACUGUGGUUAAAUGCACUCUUAACUUUUUCUUUUCCUUGUUUGUGAAUGAAUAUCAGUAUCGUUAUAAAAUUUCCCCCUCUUGUUUUGUAUGUAAAUUUCCUCAAUGAAAAGAAGUAGAUCGUUCAAAGAGAAUGUGGUAUAUAAUUUUGAGCGAUCUAUGUACACUUAAGAUAUAUACUAAUUGUAUAUU
Messenger RNA from Argiope bruennichi, 1846 nucleotides. RefSeq names its product ubiquitin-conjugating enzyme E2 Q1-like. The record is from RefSeq and is a predicted model, not a curated record. Lineage: Eukaryota; Metazoa; Arthropoda; Arachnida; Araneae; Araneidae. The transcript is spliced from 10 exons. Bases 245 to 1336 code for a protein of 363 amino acids.